AGUGGCAACAUGUAGACAGUCUUCUCUACUUCUGCCUCUAAUCUUAUUCUUACCCCAUAAUCUGGGCUUGGAAACACAGGACAAAGAAGAAAUCCCGUUUUUCUUUCUUAAAUCCAGACUGUGGCACUCAUUCCUACCUUCACUAUCUGGUAUCAGAGGACGACUCUCAGCUCCAAGAGAGGAAAGGGCCAGCGCUCCCCCCUGUAUAGCCCCGGAUACCCCUUCCCUCCCCUCUCAGAGGCUGUGAAACAUCCACCACCUGUGUGGAGGUCCCUCUCCCAUAAGCCGUUUGAAAUGGCUUUUGGGUGAAGUUGGCUGCUCAGCCUCUGCAGCUGCGUUAGGAGUGUCCAUCCACCACAGCCGACAAUGUCCUACGUUUUUGUGAACGACUCUUCACAGACUAAUGUGCCCCUGCUCCAGGCCUGCAUUGAUGGGGACUUCACCUAUUCCAAGCGGCUUUUGGAAAGUGGCUUCGACCCAAACAUUCGUGACAGCCGGGGCAGAACGGGCCUUCACCUCGCUGCGGCCCGAGGGAAUGUGGACAUCUGCCAGCUGCUACAUAAGUUUGGCGCUGACCCUCUGGCCACAGACUACCAAGGGAACACCGCCCUCCACCUUUGUGGCCACGUGGACACCAUCCAGUUCUUAGUUUCCAAUGGACUCAAAAUUGAUAUUUGCAACCAUCAAGGUGCCACCCCCUUAGUUCUGGCAAAGCGCCGGGGCGUGAAUAAAGAUGUCAUCCGAUUGCUGGAGUCUUUGGAGGAGCAGGAGGUGAAAGGCUUUAACAGAGGCACGCACUCGAAGCUGGAGACCAUGCAGACGGCGGAGAGCGAAAGCGCCAUGGAGAGCCACUCCCUGCUCAAUCCCAACCUCCAGCAAGGAGAAGGAGUCCUGUCCAGCUUCCGGACCACGUGGCAGGAGUUUGUGGAGGACCUGGGCUUCUGGAGGGGCUUGCUCUUGAUCUUGGUCAUUGCUUUGCUAUCUCUGGGCAUCGCCUACUAUGUGAGCGGGGUGUUGCCCUUCGUGGACAACCAGCCUGAGCUGGUGCAUUGAGGGCUCAUGGCGAUAAGGCAAGGAAGGGCCUGUCAGUAUUGCUUUUCGGUUCUUAGACUGUCUCUUAGCGCAGAGCAGCAAGGGCUGCUUUCGUUUUGGAUUUUUACUUGCCGUGACCCUUUGAGAAGAAUGAUGUGUUCCUUUGAACUUCGUCCUGUGGUUGGUUAUACUGCGUCCGGAUGCUGCCUCUGAUGCAGCCUGUGAUUAAAGACUAUCUGCCCAGGCUUGUAUGAUCAAAUGUGGCCAUGACCAGAGGCCCCCCAGCAGGGAUCCGACCUAAGGGAGGAUCAGUGACUACCAGAAAUCAGGUUGUUUUUUUUGUGACUCCGUUUUGUUAGUGGAUUUGUUUUCUCUCUUGUUCAGUUUUUCCAAGAGCCCUGUUCUGUUUUUAUUUACUUUCCUGGGAACAGGAGAGAGUGAACACUUUCAACUUAAUUUUUAAUUCCUCACCCCCACAACCUAAGUGCAAAUUAGAACUGUUAGAAACUUACUUCCUGGUCUCUUCCCAUUUUUACUUUUGAGAUGUCCAGUUCAGAGAAAUAUCGGGAAAUCCUUGGUAGUGAGUAGUCAGCAGAGAAAAGGAAUCCUCCCCGUGAUUGUCGCCAUAACCGGCA
This is a messenger RNA of Cricetulus griseus (Chinese hamster), 1667 nucleotides long. Lineage: Eukaryota; Metazoa; Chordata; Mammalia; Rodentia; Cricetidae. The record is from RefSeq and is a predicted model, not a curated record.